GCGCCCGACUCCGCCGUGGGCCGCGAGCGCGCGGGCAGCCAGAGGUGCUCGAGCCUCCCGCCGGUUUGCAGCUCAGCGGCCGUGCUGGAGCUCUCCCAUCGCACCCCAGUGCGGGCGGCUCCGGCGGCAGACAGGGCUAGGCGCGCGCCCAGGGUCCGGCUCCCGAAGUAAACGGCGCACCGGGCAGCGAUGACCGCGGAGGAGAUGAAGGCAGCGGAGAGCGGGGCGCAGUCGGUGCCGCUGCCCCUGGAGGGAGUGGACAUCAGCCCCAAGCACGACGAAGGCGUGUUGAAGGCCGUGGAAGACGAUGGAGCGGUGCAUGCCGGGACCUGUAGUUCCCUGCCUACCUUCGUUCCACCUCUACCCCUCUCCACUCUCUUUCCCCCACCUCAUCUUCGGGAGUUGGGGCUUCGGGGCGUGGGACCGGGAGGAGGUGCUUUACUUUGGAACCUGCUGCUGAGUAACCGCCUGACUGCAAAUAGCCAGAGGCGCGGCGGGGGAGGGGUCUAGGACUCUGGGGGCAGGGCAUCUUGACCUGUGUCAGGACAACCCCAGGCGCUUCAGAGCAGGUUGUAGCAGAGAGUCCAGGAUGGCGAAAUCCUCGCCCGCGAUUCAUGCCCUCUCCCCAUGCCUUGUUUCACCUCAUCCUGCCUUCCUGCUGCUCAGAUCUACACAUGUGUGUGACCUGAGCAAAGCUAGGGACCUUGGGGAAGUCAAGCCCCUUCUCUAACUGUUCUCCCUGUGGGCUGCUGUUUCCCCCUCUCUCUCCAGCAUCCGGGUGAUUUCUACAAGGUUAUUAUUCCAGGAAGGGUUAUUUACCUUUUAUUGUCCCCUUUCACCUUUUGUUUUCAAGUCCCCAGUCCAUUCUAGCAUGGGAGCUUCCUCAGAGGUCUGUGGGAUCCCCUUUUAUAAAUGCUAAAGAGGACAAUAGAGGUCUGUAAGUUCCUGGGAAAUACACUAGUCUUGAAAUAAAGGACUUAACUAGCCUCCUGGUUAGGAAUACUUAUAUCCCAAGUCAGAACUUAGGGCCUGAUUUGAGAACCUCUGUGCUUGUCUAUAACCUGUAUUUCUUUUUCUUUUACCCUUUCUGGAUGUUCCUAUUCUCUUCAUUACUCAUUUUCCUCUCAUUCUCCUAGUUCCAAAGCAGACCCUGAUCUGAUGACCACUGGCGUUUAGGAAGAACAAAGACUUGUAACAUGAGUACUUCCCCCUUCACUGAUGAACGUGAUAAUCUUUUAGUCAACGCUUUAUGGAUUUAAUCCUCCAACAACUCUAGAAGAUGGGGAUUAUUAGCCCCAUGUUACAAAUAAGGUUUAGAGAGUUUAAGCGACUUAAACUUCAAGAUCGUACAACAAAAAUUUUAACUUGGGUUUUCAAGCCAAGUCAUGCUGCAUCUCAAGAAAGGUGGGGGAGAUUAGCUGCAAAGUCACCAAGCUACUAGGAUCAGAAUCAUUUGAGGACUGGUCGUUUAGCCCACUUAUAAGUAGGCAGGGGCAAGUGGAAGCAGACGAGUCCGUCUGUGUUCCCUUCAGAGGUAUGCUGGCUGUUUGGGUUCCCCUUUCUUGGCCAUCCCUGGGGUGUGGACUUUCUCCCCUUCUUCCCAGGUCAUCAAGCGAGAGGGCACAGGCACAGAGAUGCCCAUGAUUGGGGACCGGGUGUUUGUCCACUACACUGGCUGGCUGUUAGAUGGCACCAAGUUUGACUGCAGUCUGGACCGCAAGGACAAAUUCUCCUUUGACCUGGGAAAAGGGGAGGUCAUCAAGGCUUGGGACAUCGCUAUAGCCACCAUGAAGGUGGGGGAGGUGUGCCACAUCACCUGCAAACCGGAAUAUGCCUAUGGUUCAGCAGGCAGCCCUCCAAAGAUUCCCCCCAAUGCCACACUUGUGUUUGAGGUGGAGCUGUUCGAGUUCAAGGGAGAAGACCUGACAGAAGACGAAGAUGGUGGAAUCAUCCGCAGAAUACGGACUCGGGGUGAAGGCUAUUCCAGGCCCAACGAGGGGGCUAUUGUGGAGGUCACAGUGGAAGGGUACUACAAGGACCAGAUUUUUGACCGUCGGGAGCUCCACUUUGAGAUUGGUGAGGGGGAGAGCCUGGACCUGCCUUUUGGGUUGGAGAAAGCCAUUCUGCGCAUGGAGAAAGGAGAACAUUCCAUUGUGUACCUCAAGCCCAGCUAUGCUUUUGGCAGCAUUGGAAAGGAGAAAUUCCAGAUCCCACCAGAGGCCGCGGUGAGAUACGAAGUGCACCUGAAGAGUUUUGAGAAGGUCAAGGAGUCCUGGGAAAUGAGCUCAGAGGAGAAGCUGGAGCAGAGCACCAUUGUGAAAGAGAGGGGCACGGUGUACUUCAAGGAAGGCAAGUACAAGCAAGCUGUACUGCAGUACAAGAAGAUUGUGUCCUGGCUGGAGUACGAGUCGAGUUUCUCCAGUGAGGAAGUGCAGAAGGCACAGGCCCUUCGACUGGCCUCCCACCUCAACCUGGCCAUGUGUCAUCUGAAGCUCCAGGCCUUCUCGGCUGCCGUUGAAAGCUGCAACAAGGCCCUGGAACUGGACAGCAAUAAUGAGAAGGGCCUCUUCCGCCGGGGAGAGGCCCACCUGGCAGUGAAUGACUUUGACCUGGCACGGGCUGACUUCCAGAAGGUCUUGCAGCUCUACCCCAGCAACAAAGCCGCCAAGGCCCAGCUGGUUGUUUGCCAGCAGCGGACCCGCAAGCAGCUCGCGCGGGAGAAGAAGCUUUAUGCCAACAUGUUUGAGAGGCUGGCUGAGGAAGAAAGCAAGGUCAAGGCAGGCGUAGCUGCAGGAGACCAUCAUAAAGACACAGACUUGAAGGACGAGCAGAAAAACGAUGUGGCGGGGAGCCAGCCCCAGGUGAAGACAGAAGCGUAGCGUCUCCCCAGCCCUCCUCCUGGGGCUGCCUGCCUCCCCGGCUCCCGGCCCUCCACCACCCUAUUAGUUUUGUAAAAACUGAAGAAUUUUGAGCGAAUUAGACCUUUAUUUUUCUAUCUGGUUGGAUGGUGGCUUUGGGGGGAAGGAGGAAAGGAGUAGGCUGGGGAGAUGGCGGUGGGGGGUAAUUUUUAGGUGGUGUCUCCCCCUAUUCCCUUCCCCCUUCCCCCUUCCCCCAUUACACAUAAACAUAUGUCCACCCACACGAACUCAUCAGAAUGUUAAUUUAUUUUGCUUCCUCUGUUUGCUAGGUCCAUUUUUCAAAUGGUAGAAGGGGGCGAGUGGUAGGGACAGGGGCAGAUGUGAGACGAGGGUGGAGAGGGAGACUCUCAGGCAGCUGUUUCCUCAUCCUUUCCUCCCAGUCCCUUUCCAGACAUGUGGCCUCCGUGUGGGUGCUAGGGGCAUGGGAAAGCUCUGCUGUGCCCGUUCCUUCUCUUUUCCCUUCCUCACCCCAGAUGGUGUGGCUGAUGGUGUCUUCUGGUGUCAUGGUGACCACCCCCAUUCCCCCUUCCAGCGUUCCCCCUCCUGUGAGUUUCCCUUCUUGGCCAAGCUGCGUCCCUCCCCCACCCUCUUCAGCCUCUUCUCUGCAUGUUGCUGAAGGUCCAGGCUCUCCUCAAGUUCCAUGCUUGAGCAAUAAAGUGGAAACAAUGAAA
Messenger RNA from Choloepus didactylus (southern two-toed sloth), 3589 nucleotides. RefSeq names its product FKBP prolyl isomerase 4 (gene FKBP4). The transcript is spliced from 10 exons. Lineage: Eukaryota; Metazoa; Chordata; Mammalia; Pilosa; Megalonychidae. The record is from RefSeq and is a predicted model, not a curated record. Gene Ontology annotation, molecular function: peptidyl-prolyl cis-trans isomerase activity; protein binding. Bases 1635 to 2879 code for a protein of 414 amino acids.